GCUCAAGCCUCUGGCUCGAGCUUGACCCCCACAAAUCCCAGGGCACGCCUGUCGUCAAGACGGCGACGGGCGGCGUGACUCAUGGGAAAGGGCGAGUUUGCCACGACCGAGUCUGUGGCCGAGCUGAAGGCAGAGCUGCGGCAGCAGGCGGCGACGGCCGCCCAGCGGGAAGACGCCGCGCGGGCCCAAUCUAAGCAGGUCGACCGCGACUUCAACCAACAGAUCCAGGCGCUGACAAGGACCGUGCAGGGCCAGGAGGAGAGGGCGGAGGCGCAGGACCAGGAGCUCAAGCGGCUCAAAGAGCAGGCGGCGCGGCUGCGGGCCGAGCUGGAUGCCGAGGCGGAGAAAGUGCAGGAGCAGCAGGUGCAGACCAAAGCCUUGGAGACCUCCGUGGACAGUGUAGAAAGCCUGGCGAAGCAGAAUUACCAGGCGCUGCACGAGAUGCAGGAGCAAGCGCGCAAAGAGCAAAUGGAGGAUCUGAAGAAAGCGCGUCAGGACUUAGAAAAGCACGCGCUGGAGGUAGCAAAGAAAGAUGCCUCAGAGGCUUCGGAGAAGGCCAAGAAGGACUUGGACGGCGCCAAGAAAGAGGUGAGAGGGGAGAUGAGCAAAGGCCUGCAACAGCUGCAGGAGAACCUCUCCGAGAGCAUGAAGAAGACCUUCGAGUCCCUGGAGAAGAACUUGAAGGAGACCAGGGAAGCUUUGGAGGCGCGGUGCGACGCUGUGCUGAAAGAGACGCGAGAGAAGCAGCAGGCAUUGGAGCUGUCUCUAGCCGACGCUCGGAAGGCCCAGGAGGAGGCCCGGGAGCAGACGGAUCAGCAGCUGGCGGAGGAGAAGAGGAGCCGGGAGGCGCAGGAGGCGGCCUUCAAGCAAGACCUCCAGCAGCUGCACGAAGAUCUGAAGGAGAGAAGCAAGGAGCUCAGGGAGCAGGACUUGGGAUGCUUGGAGCAGCUCGGGCAGUUGCGGCGUGAGACUGAUGAGCGGAUCUCGGCCGUGCUGGCGGAGUGCCGGAGCGACCUCCAGCUGCUGCAAGGCGAGACGACCCGCCUCGGCGGCUAUUGCGCGGGCGUGUCCGGCCUGCCCACACGUCAGGUGGAAUGGCGACUGAACGAAGACACCAUCCAGCAGCUGGAAAAGGUGCAGGACCGCGUGUGUGUGGACGACCCGGCGCUGGAGGGUGAUGCCCAGACCAGCUUCUUCUCCCCGCCCUUCGAGGCGGCGGGGGCCCGCGGAAUGCAACUGGAGCUUCGCGUGCACACGCGAAAUGGCGAAGAAGAGGAGGGCCGCAAUCAGUGCUCGCUGUACCUCUGGGCGCCUAAGGGCCUGCAGCUGGUCUUUCGGCUCUUCAUGGGCACCGAGUCGGUGAUCCUGCGCCACGGCUUCGAUGGCAAGGCCCCCUGCGGCCUGAAGCGGAUGGGUUCCAUCAUGGAGCAGAAGCAGAUGGAUGGCUCCUUACGACUGGGCAUCGAGAUCCACGAGUCGCUCAUGGAGAGCACAGGAUCUGGCUCAGGUGCCAUCUCCAACCCCAUGGACGAGACCUCCGUCACCCAGGGUCCGGUGGAUGGAAACCUCGCGGUGCAGCGCUACCUGAACCACCGGCUCCUAGAGCUCAUGCAAUCCCAAGGGAAGGCCUUCUUGGAUCAGCUGCACAAGAAGGUGGACGUGAUGCGGUCCCGGGCCAUCCGACGGGUGCAGUGGCGUCUGGAGAACGGGCCCUUGCUCUUAUCCUUCGCCAAGGAUCAGGCUGUGCGCAGCACUGCUUUCCAGGCAGCAGGUAUCAGCGGCAUGCAGCUGGUCUUCUACCCGCAGGGCUGCGCAGGCGCGCGCCCGGGCUUCUGCUCCUUCUUCCUGAGCUGCCCCCCGGGCUGCACCCUGCGCUGCUGGCUCUGGGCGGGGCGCUGGCGCCGCGAGGCCCGGCCCGAGCCCGCGGAGCAGCCGGAUUGCGUCGGCCGCGUGAACUUUGCGCGGUUUGAGAACGUCAUCGACCCGGUGGAUGAGUCCGUGGAGCUGGUGCUGGAGAUCGAAGAGGCCCAGCAGGCCAAGGCCCUCAGCAGCUCAGCAGCUGAUGGUAGUCAGCUGGAGAACUCCCGUGUAGAGAGCAGCGAGUUCAAGCCAGGAGCCACGCAGUCGCUGACGGAGAACUCCAAGGAUGUUCGCCUGGAGCGGUCGGACGUGGCCACGAUGAAGAUCCGCCACGACGGAAAAGCGUCGGAGGCGGGCACCCAGCAGCUGCCGUCCAUUUGGACCUCUCAGGGCUUCCACAGCUUCGAUGAGGAGCAGAUGAGCAGAGGUCCCCCUCCAAGUGCCAAGGGCCAGUCGGCGCCACCCACGCCGCGGCGACCUCCCGAGGGAGGACGCCCGAAGGGGCGAAAAGGUGGCAAUGGCAACGCCAACGGCCGUGCAAUGUCCGCCAGGGACAAGUACAAGGAGUACGGCCACAGCAGCCAGCCCCUCCCGCAGCCCUCGUAUUGAGCUUGCUUGGAGAUGUGGAGAGUUUGUCCUUCGGCAUGCAGUGGCGAGCAACAUCCAAGCUUUGUAGCGUUUCACCCGAUGCCCGCGCCGAGCCUGCGACUCCCUCAAAGGCCAGAAGCAGACCCCGCAAAUCGAAGA
Messenger RNA from Effrenium voratum, 2607 nucleotides. Lineage: Eukaryota; Dinophyceae; Suessiales; Symbiodiniaceae. The record is from the annotation of a GenBank genome assembly.